This is a messenger RNA of Drosophila melanogaster (fruit fly), 1656 nucleotides long. It is a transcript of the gene Mul1, whose product is annotated as mitochondrial E3 ubiquitin protein ligase 1. The transcript is spliced from 4 exons. The coding region runs from base 79 to 1095 and encodes 338 amino acids. Gene Ontology annotation, cellular component: mitochondrial outer membrane. Gene Ontology annotation, molecular function: ubiquitin-protein transferase activity; ubiquitin protein ligase activity. NCBI's taxonomy places the organism in Eukaryota, Metazoa, Arthropoda, Insecta, Diptera, Drosophilidae. The record is from RefSeq and is marked reviewed. Gene Ontology annotation, biological process: protein ubiquitination.
CGAGCAGCGGGAAACACAGCAACACUGAGUAAACAUAUGUUUUUGUAGCGUAAUAUAAAUAAAAUAGCAUAACACAAAAUGGAAUUUUUACACGAAUCCGUUGCACUGGGCGUGGAUCUGCUAAUACUUGGCCUGUGUGCGCGCGAGUACGUGCACUACAAGCGAACUGCCAAGGUGCUGAAGGCGGCACCACAAUACAACAUCGAUGGAGACCUAAAAUCGGUGGUGGAGCGGCAGCGCGACAAGAAGAUACCAUAUGCGGUAAUCCGGGGCACAGUGACGCCCAUCGGGGUGCCACUGAGGAGCUCCCUGGUGCCCAGUGUGAGUGGAGUGCUGCAGAUUGUGAAGCUGCAUGAGCACAGGGUAACGCGCGGAUUCGCCGGCUUCUGGACGGAACAACACAAGUUGCUGCACGAAUCCGCCAACGAGAUGCCCUUCGAGUUGCGUAACCAGAGCCAUGGUGUGGAGAUUGUGGACGCCUUGAGUGCCGCCGUCUUGGACGUGGACGUGGUCUACGACAACUACGAGCCCUCCAAUCUGUCCCUCUUCGACCAUGUGUUUGGUUUCUUCUCUGGCGUCCGUCAGAGGGGAUUGCAAACGACGGAGGAGGUGCUCAGAGAAGGCAGCUUCCUGACCGCUAUUGGUGAACUGGAGUUGGAUGGCGAUACUCUGCGCAUGCAGCCCUCCAAUGAGGGACCGCUCUUCCUGACCACUGCCACCAAGUCCACGCUUAUUAAGCGGUUCGAAGAUGCCAAGACAACGACGAUACUCAAGCUGGUUGUGUGCAGCACCAUCUCUGCCAUCCUGGUUGCCUUCAUUGCCAAGAAACUCUACCGAAAACGAAAGCAGGAGCGGGAGGAGGCCAAAAUUCGCGAACGCCUGGAUACGGAGCGUCGGGAGCGGAGGGCGAGGAGUCGUCCUCACACUCUGUCCCAGGAUCAACUCUGCGUGGUGUGCUCCACCAAUCCCAAGGAGAUUAUCCUACUGCCAUGUGGUCAUGUGUGUCUCUGCGAGGACUGUGCCCAGAAAAUCUCCGUCACCUGCCCCGUGUGUCGUGGUAGCAUCGUCUCCAAGGCAGCCGCCUUCAUCGCCUAGGAACCAACGAAGAUGCCAACAAGAUCACCUUGUACCUGUGUGCGCCAAACUUUUUAUUUGUUACAAUGCUCAUGUACGGCAUUUAUUUAAAAUUAUUGAAAGUCUUGACAUCGGAAUGAAAAAAAAUCACUUUGUGUCUGCCUGCAUAAUGCGCCUGUACUGUCGUUGGUUCUCCAGCAGCUGCAGGAACACCUUGUACUUGCGAUUGUGGAACUCAAGCGUUUCCGCGUUCGGCUUCACCAGCUGGCCAGUGCCACCCAUGGAUUUCGAGGCGCUCUAAGAGCACAACGAGUAGUUUAUAAACCAGUUAGAUAUUUAGAUAUUCUUAAGCUCACCUCCAAGCUGUCGAAGUGGCCGGAGGCAGCGGCUCCCAAGGCAGCAGCGCCCACCAGAACCAUUUCCUGUUCAUCCGGAAUCAGUGCGGGCAGAUUGCAAAUGUCCGCAUGACAUUGUACGUACAGAGGAUUCUUGGCCAAUCCCCCGCAGAAAAGUAGCGUUUGAAAGGGAGCUCUACCGUACUGGUAAAGGUUUUCAAUAAUGUGACGUGUGCCGUACUGAAGU